GCCUACACACUUAAUUUUCAUGUUAUUUUUAAAGGGAAUACAUGCUAUGUAAAACACAAGUACCUUAGAUCAAGCAAUAAGAUGACCACUAGGAUUGGGCAGUAUCCAUGUUUAAAUCACCGUGAAACCUUUCCAAAAUUUUCCCCCAGUGUACAGUUUUACUGCCAGGUGUUUAAAAGCUACACAAUAGAAGAAGCAGAUGGACCAAGCACUUGCUGACAUGUACGCGCAAGCACAGAGCGCACCCUGCAGACGUUUCAUUCAAUCCUUUUACAAAAUGCUUUGUGUGUAAAAAACAGAUGUUUAUCACAGAAGGAUAUAUAAAGUUGUAACAUUGUUUUCAUGCAGGUAAACUGAGUAACAUCAGGACAUGAGACCAAAAGCUUUGUCUGUUUUCUCUCUCUGCAUAAAAGCACACACUCUCUCUCUGUUUCCUCUGUUGUUUAGAGGUAAUAGAAGAAAUAAUAAUCCAAAACCAUUAUCAGACAGGAUGUAGGAAUGUUAAGAAAUGUUUUGUGUGCUUUAAACUGAUUAAGAUCGGCCGUAAAUAUUAUUUAUUUUUGUUGUUGUGAUUCAAUAGUUUGCUCUGUUUAGCGAUGGGCAAAGUUUGUAAAAGGUUACAGACUGCUUUAGCACCCAAAACAACUAACAAGUGCCUUUAACUUUAUCUAAAAGGGGUAGAGUUUAGGGAUGCAACGGUACUCUGUAAAAUAUUGACAAAACGUGUUAGCAUGGUAUGUAGAACAGAAGCCUGCCAUCUACUCCGCAUAAACAAUGGACAAAAACCUGAUGAGUCACAUCAGCAAGGACAUGGCAAUGUUGACUGACGAUGAACAAAAAAUGGCAGAACUCAUUGAAGUACUCAAACCAUGGAAAACUGUGACAACUCUCAUGAGCAGUAAAACAACCCCCACCACAUCAAUGAUCCUCCCUCUGAAAGAAAUGAUUUUCAAAUCCAUGGCACCAGGAGAUGAAGCAGCAGUCAAAGAGGCCAAAGCAGCCAUUGCACUGUACCUGGAACAAAGGUACACAGACCCUGAUCUUCAGAAGUACCCCCAAAACACCACAGCCUGGGACCCCAGGUUUAAAUCCCUGCCUUUCCUCAAUGAACCCUCCUUUGUCAGACUCUACAGGGAUCUUGCCACAGAAAUCCUGGAGCAUGAACCGCAGAGGCAAGCAUAGACAAGGCCAUCCACAGAGGGACAAGAGCCACCGUCCCUCCUCCAAAGAAGAAGACAUCCAUGGAAGAACUAUUUGGAGAGGUUUUCAAAACACAGGAACAGGUCAGGCCCCUAACCCAGAUAGUUGAGGAUGAAGUCACUUCAUACAGGUUAGCAGACUCCACUGAUGCUGAUGCUGAUCCUUUCAUGAGGUGGAAGAUAAAUUAGAGCAAGUUUCCCCAUGUCACGAAAGUCGCACAGCAUCACCUCUGUGUCCCAGGAACUUCUGUUGCAAGUGAGAGAAUUGCAAGUGAGACAUUGUCAAUGCAAACAGCUCUCGCCUUGCUGCAGAGAGUGUUGACAGGAUUAUCUUCUUACAAAAAAUCUCACAAUAGCAGAGGAAUAAAUAGCUGAUUCGCAUACUGGCUAAUUGAUAUUGCACUGUACAUCCUGAAUAUAGCCUGUAGUGAAGUAUUUUUAUGUUCAAUUUGUAAAGGAUAAAAGUGCCCUUUUUCUUUUGAAAUUGGUUAAUUCUCUUUUUAUACUACUGUAUAGUGUGUAUACCAGUAGUCAAGGCUAAGAUGCACUUUAACAUUUGAAAGUGUUUUUGUUUACAUUUUGUAUGUUUUAAUUUUUUAUACAUAUUUUAUACUGCUUUAUAGUGUAUACACAUAGUUAAGGCUAAGAGGCACUUUAACAUUAGACAGUGUUUUUUAUUUACAUUUUUGUAUGUUUUAAUUUUUUAUA
Cheilinus undulatus (humphead wrasse) is the source of this 1907-nucleotide messenger RNA. Its product is annotated as E3 SUMO-protein ligase ZBED1-like. Bases 775 to 1182 code for a protein of 135 amino acids. The transcript is spliced from 2 exons. The record is from RefSeq and is a predicted model, not a curated record. Lineage: Eukaryota; Metazoa; Chordata; Actinopteri; Labriformes; Labridae.